Oncorhynchus nerka (sockeye salmon) is the source of this 6620-nucleotide messenger RNA. Its product is annotated as mitoferrin-1-like. Gene Ontology annotation, molecular function: ferrous iron transmembrane transporter activity. Gene Ontology annotation, biological process: iron import into the mitochondrion. Lineage: Eukaryota; Metazoa; Chordata; Actinopteri; Salmoniformes; Salmonidae. Gene Ontology annotation, cellular component: mitochondrial membrane. The coding region runs from base 466 to 1470 and encodes 334 amino acids. The transcript has 4 exons. The record is from RefSeq and is a predicted model, not a curated record.
AUAGUCCAAAACAUACAUAUCUUUUCCGUAAAGUAAAAGUUUCAAUUGUCUAACAAAUUUUCAUUGGAAAUGUAGAUAAAGCGUUUUUUUUUUAAAGCAAACACUUUUGCAUGAGAAACCCAGAAUCCUACUAAUUGCUACACGUACUUAAUUACAUCACUUUUGUUUUGAGCCGACAUCGCCGAGUGCAAUUAACUUUCAGCCGAUGAAAAACAUGCCUAAACGGGCCCCCGGGUGAGUUCAUUCGAACACCCUCAUUUUGGUAUGCCUAGCUGGGCUACUUUCAUUGGCUGUUGGUCCCGCCUCAUUUUCGGUUUUCUGGAUGUUCAUUGCUCAAACUAGACAGCCAUCGUGUUUACUGCCGACGUCAUUUAGGCGCUCGAACUCGGUAAUGAUGUUGUGGUUAUCCAUGCCUCUCAUUCGGUGCUUGUGUCUGAAGAUAUCAUUUUGACCAGUCUGCCUCGCAUGGAGUGCGCGCUGAUGGCAACCGUGGAGAUGUCGGAGAUUAAAGGUAAAGAUGAGGAGCCUUUGGAAGGCGACGGCGAUUACGAAAGUUUACCACCUCAUGCCUCAUUGACAAUCCACAUGACAGCAGGAGCAGUGGCUGGAAUCCUGGAGCACACGGUGAUGUACCCCGUGGACUCUGUCAAGACCAGGAUGCAGAGUUUGCAGCCAGACCCGAAGGCUCAGUACAGCAGUGUAUACGAGGCCCUGAGAAGGAUCAUCCAAACGGAGGGCCUCCUCAGACCCUUGAGGGGCCUCAACAUCACCAUGCUGGGGGCUGGCCCUGCCCACGCCCUCUACUUUGCCUGCUACGAACGGGUCAAGUGCACACUCAGCGAAGUAAUUCAGAAUGGAGGCAACAGCCACAUAGCAAAUGGACUGGCAGGCUGUGUGGCCACUGUGCUGCAUGACGCAGUCAUGAACCCAGCUGAAGUGGUGAAACAGCGGAUGCAGAUGUACAACUCUCCCUACCGGAACCUGUUGGACUGUGUUCGGACUAUACGACAUACUGAGGGGCUCGCAGCCUUCUACCGCAGCUACAGCACACAGCUGGCCAUGAACAUUCCCUUCCAGGCUGUCCACUUUAUGACCUAUGAACUGAUGCAGGAGCGGCUCAACCCCCACAGACAGUACCACCCCGGCAGCCACAUACUGUCUGGGGCUGCGGCGGGAGCUGUGUCGGCAGCGAUAACCACCCCGCUGGAUGUGUGUAAGACCCUGCUCAACACACAGGAGAACGUAGCGCUCAGCUCCAUGCACAUCAGUGGUCAUCUCACAGGCAUGGCCAAUGCCUUCAGGACAGUGUAUCGCUUUGGCGGCAUGGCUGCCUUCUUCAAAGGGAUCCAGGCCCGGGUCAUAUACCAGAUGCCCUCCACUGCAAUUGCCUGGUCAGUCUAUGAGUUCUUUAAGUACUUCCUGACCAAGCAGCAGAUGGAGGGAGAGGCUGGGACAGCAGGCCCAGUCUGAGGAAGGGCUGUGGACGGGUUCGACCGUCCACCACACGUAUUCUGGAAGCUCCUGGCUCUCCAAUGGAAUCCAUGCCAAACGUCUCAUUGUGUACACAAUGUCGUGUUCAUAAUUUAUAUAUAUGUGUGCUGUUGUGUAAUAAUCUGUGUUUUCUCAAAGGGAAGUCACUGCAAUGGAGGAAGUUUGAAAGACUUGCUGCGGGAGUGGUAGACUGUGGCACUCCUUACCCUUCUUACGUACUCAGCAAGCCCUUCCGUUGUACAGUGUCAUUCGUUAGAGGAGUGGAGGCUGUUACAUGAACAGGAAAUGCACAGAGAUGGCUUGUCUUUCCAUUAAUGCAGAGAAAAAGGCAUCUUCAUAUGGCAACAGGCCCUUUUCACAAAUCACCUGUUCACUACGCGCACAACACUCCCAACUUUGUCUAUCUAGUGAUUGUGUUUGGCUGCAUUCAUACAGUAUGUAUACUGAACAAAAAUAUAAAUGCAAUUUCAAUUUUUUACUGAGUUACAGUUCAUGUAAGGAAAUCAAUCAAUCAAUUGAAAGAAAUUCAUUAGGUCCAAAUCUAUGGAUUUCACAUGACUGGGCAGGGGUGCAGCCAUUGGUGGGCCUGGGAGGGCAUAGGCCCACUCAUUGGGGAGCCAGGCCCAGCCAAUCAGAAUGAGUAUUUCCCAACAAAAGGGCUUUAUUACAGUCAGAAAUACCACUCAGUUUCAUCAGCUGUCCGGGUGGCUGGUCUCAGACGAUGCUGCAGGUGAAGAAGCUAGAUGUGGAGGUCCUGGGCUGGCGUGGUUGCACGUGGUCUGCGUUUGUGAGGCCUGUUUGCGUACUGCCAAAUUCUCUAAGACGUCGUUGGAGGCGGCAUAUGUUAGAGACAUUUUAACAUGCAAAUCUCUGGCAACAGCCCUGGUGGACAUUUCUUCAGUCAGCAUGUCAAUUGCAUGCUCCCUCAACUUGAGACAUCUGUGGCAUUGUGUUGUAUGACCCUUUAUUGUCCCCAGCACAAUGUGCACCUGUUUUAAUGAUCAUGCCGAUUAAUCAGCUUCUUGAUAUGCCACACCUGUCAGGUGGAUGGAUUAUUUUAGCAAUGGAGAAAUGUUCACUAACAGGGAUGGAAAGAGAUUUGUGCACAUUUGUGCUUUUUCGUGCAUAUGGGGGAAAAAUGGGAUGUUUUAUUUCCGCUCAUAAAACAGAGGACCAGCACUUUACAUGUUGCGUUUAUAUUUUUGUUCAGUGUAGAUCUGAUAUGGGGAACACUUUUUUAAAUGUACUUUUCAGUGCUUGUAUUUUAUGGAUUCAGAAGAGACACGUGGCUUUUUGCUUGAUUUUUCUUGUGUAUUUAUAAAGGACUGUUUGAACACAUUCCUGAGUCUCGCUGCACAGUAAACACAGAACAAUUGCGCUUUCAAAGUGCCUCUUUAGUAAUGAAGUCCGCUACAAGCUAAGCUUUUUGUGUUGUUCAGGUCCUAAAUAGAUUGGACUGAUCAUUAUUUCCAUGAUCAUAAUCAUUGUUUGCCAUUAAAAGGACUUAUCAUUCUGUGGUUUGAAUCUCAAAUGGUAUUUUAAAUGUUAACUCUGGAAGCCAGAUUUGAUCAAUCAUAGCAAGAAACCACCCAUGUCAAAACCAGAUGUACUGAAAUAGUACCACAUUGUUAUUUUUCCUUGGUCAGAAGGUUGGCAUCAUGCAAUGUGGCUGUAGUCUGAGCUGAACCUUUCAAGAUUAGGGAUAUUUUCUAUUCUGUGUUAGAAAUUGGCUCAACCCUCAAAUGUUGGAUAUUUUCACUUUAGAUUGGUCUUCAUUCAAACCUCCGUACUAGAGGUCGACCGAUUUGUGAUUUUUCAGCGCCGAUACCGAUUAAUCUGACUAUUUUAUUUAUUUAUUUGUAAUAAUGACAAUUACAACAAUACUGAAUGAACACUUAUUUUAACUUAAUAUAAUACAUAAUUAAAAUCAAUUUAGCCUCAAGUAAAUAAUGAAACAUGUUCAAUUUGGUUUAAAUAAUGCAAAAACAGUGUUGGAGAAGAAAGUAAAAGUGCAAUAUGUUCCAUGUAAAAUAUGUGCCAUGUAAGAAAGCUAACGUUUCAGUUCCUUGCUCAGAACAUGAGAACAUAUGAAAGCUAGUGGUUCCUUUUAACAUGAGUCUUCAAUAUUCCCAGGUAAGAAGUUUUAGGUUGUAGUUAUUAUAGGAAUUAUAGGACUAUUUCCCUCUAUACCAUUUGUAUUUCAUUAACCUUUGACUAUUGGAUGUUCUUAUAGGCACUUUAGUAUUGCCAGUGUAACAGUACAGCUUCUGUCCCCCUCCUCGCUCGAACCAGCAACACAAUGACAAUUAGCGCACGCUAACUAGCUAGCCAUUUCACUUCGGUUACAGGAGCCUCAUCUCGGGAGUUGAUAGGCUUGAAGUCAUAAACAGUGCAAUGCUUGACGCACAACGAAGAGCUGCUGGCAAAACGCACAAAAGUGCUGUUUGAAUUCAUGUUUACGCGCCUGCUUCUGCCUACCACCGCUCAGUCAGAUACUUAGAUACUUGUAUGCUCAGUCAGAUUAUAUGCAACGCAGGACACGCUAGAUAAUAUCUAGUAAUAUCAUCAACCAUGUGUAGUUAACUAGUGAUGAUUGAUUGUUUUUCAUAUAAGUUUAAUGCUAACUAGCAACUUACCUUGGCUUACUGCAUUCGCGUAACUCCUUGUGGAGUGUAACGAGAGAGGGAGAGAGGCAGGUCGUUAUUGCGUUGGACUAGUUAAGGUUGCAAGAUUGAAUCCCCCGAGCUGACAAGGUGAAAAUCUGUCGUUCUGCCCCUGAACAAGGCAGUUAACCCACUGUUCGUAGGCCGUCAUUGAAAAUAAGAACGUGUUCUUAACUGAAUUGACUAGUUAAAUAAAGGUGUAAAAAAUAAAUAAUAAUAAUCGGCAAAUCGGCGCCCAAAAAUACCGAUUUAUGAAAACUUGAAAUCGUCCCUAAUUAAUCGGCCUUUCCAAUUAAUCGGUCGACCUCUACUCCGUACCUCCCAUACUCAAGAUUGCAGUAGUUUAGUUUCAGUAAUUUUAUUUUAACCACACAGUGAAGUGAGUCGGGCCUCCUUUUCCUGAGGUUACUGGAAUCCCUCAACGUAACGGCCCAAAUAUUAGUCUUGUUUGAACACGGUAGUAGGCCUAUGCACUGGAAUCACGCACAAUGAUCAAGAGUGUUAGUGUAAAUUGUAUAACAAUCUUCUAUGUUUAAGAGAAUAAGCUUUCAAAAAAUAUUUUUAGGCAAGCCCUUUAAGCAUUGGAUUCUGUCUGUGACAGUGAGACAAGUACUAAUGGUUGACCAGAUGAGCUGUUUGUUCUCUGGCAUAUUUUAGCCACGAACUGUGCUCUCCCUCUUCCCAGCAUCUUGGCUCAGUGUUUUCUGCUCCAAGACGAGACAUUUAUCCACACAUUGCUGUAACCAAAAAGCUGCGAGAUUUGUUUGUUUUUAAAUAAAUGCUUGUUUUAUUUUCAUUCACCAGUGAAGUAUAAAGUUCUAUGAGAUCUCCAAAGAUCACAGUCCCUCAAAUGUAGGCUAAUUCAUUCCUUAUUUAAAAAAUCCUAAAGAUAAUGCAUUGUUUGAUUCCACUCACAAACCUGUAUUUUUGAAGUUGGUGGUGAACCUACCUGUGAAAUAAUAAUAAAUUAAAGGACUGCUUAUUGGCAGUCCUUUAAUUCCAAGCAUAAUCUCCAGCCAAAAUAUCUUUAGCAUCUUUUUCUUUGGAUUUCUUCAUUAAAGCUUGUAAUUUAGCUGUCUCUUGGCUUAUUGCCUUAUGUUUGAAAAGUAUCUGUGGGUGCCUCAGCAUUUUUAUGAAGGGUAGCGAUAUAAUUUCUUCUCCAAAUGUACUGUAUCUGUGGAGGCUGAAGUGUUUGGUGGUAUGGGAUAUUUUAGUCUGAACUGGGAGGACCAGGUAGAGAGAAGUUGGCACAGUACAUUACCGUUUUUUAAAUUUAAAUUGUCACUCUUAAUUUGAGCCUUUUCUGUGUGUUUUAUAGAAUUACACCUAUGUUUUUGCUCAAUAUCACAGCUAUUGUUUAUGUAAAUGUAAACAAAUAUGCAACACAUUUAGGUUGAUUAAAUUCAAGCUUUUUUACAACUAUUGGACAGCUGAAGCUUCAUUCAUUUGAUGUUAGUUUAUGGCAUAUUGUUGGUUCAUAUUUUUGAAAAGUGAAUUCAAGACUUGUCAUGUAUGAUUCUGUACAAAUCAAAUGUUAUUUGUCACAUGCACCAAAUACAACAGGUGUAGAUCUUACUGUGAAAUUCUUACAAGCGCUUAACUCCAUUUCUUGAACUGCAUUGUUGGUUAAGAAAAUGUUUACUAAAUAAACUAAAGUUUAUUUUUAAUUUUUAUUAUUAUUUUUUAAAUAAAUAUUCUUGUUAUACCGGGAUUUCUUAUAAGCGUCCAGAUUAGUGUCCUGCUCCUUGGAAGCGGCAGCUCUAGCCUUUUUAGCUCGGUGUGGAUCUUGCCUGUUAUCCAAAUGCAGAACAUGCUAUUUCUGUUCUGACUUUUAUUCGAUUUGUAUUAAUCUUAUUUUUAAAUGCUCGUCAUUCAGUUGAUGGAAUUCAUUGCAUUAAAAAGCACUCACCAGGUCUUUUAACCCCUCUUCAAUAACACUGCUCUCAUACAUUGUUAAAUGUUUAGCAGGACUGAUAUUCUUUUUAAGAAAUAGAUGGGUUGGUUGAUAAUUCAAGAUUGGAAACAUUUGCUUAACUAAUAUUGUUCACAGAUUCAGUCUGAACUACUUUUUUUUUUUUUAGCUUCUGAUAAAAUAGCCACAGAAUAUUACAUUGCAUUACAGCUCUGGAAAAAUACUUUGCUUAAUUAUCUAGCUUGUCUAACUUGACCGUAAGAUCAUUUCAACAAUGUACGUUGUAUGUAUUACUAUGUAUGCCACAUUAAGUGAUUUAUAUAUUUCAAUGGAGAUUGGGAAAUUAAAAUCUUAUCCAGGUAUGUUCAUCAUGUAACAUUGUUGCUGCUUUUUUUGCACACAACAAGGGGGGAAACUGGGAUAAUAUGACUAGAGUGCCAUCUACAGUACAAUUUUAGAUUUGGGGGGCAAAAAAACAUGCAAAUGUUAAAAUGAAGGUGGUUAUGCUGCUACAGUAUGUAACACUGGAGCUCAAAUAAAAUGCAAGUGGUCAA